AUGGCGCUCCCGACCAAAUACCAAAAUGGCAGCAUUGACUCCUCUGCCAAGGGGGUGUACAGAGCGUCGCCCGUCAAGCUCAUGAUCUACGGAAAUGGAACCAGCAACCAGCUUUCGGAUGUCAUUGCCGAACUCGGUGCUACUAAAGCCUUUAUCAUCACCGGGCGGUCGUUGUACGAGAAGACGCCUGUGAUCAAGAACAUUGAGAAAGCACUUGGCUCUGCACAUGGUGGUACAUUCAGCAAGAUUGGACAGCAUGCGCCAAUUGGGGAUAUUAAAGAAGCCACAGCCUUGAUGGCAAAGUCAGGAUGCGACGUCCUCAUCUCAAUAGGUGGCGGAUCGCCUAUCGAUUCGGCCAAAGCGAUCGCGUACAAUAUCCAUGAGGAGACCGGGAAGUGGAUACCAAGUAUCGCCGUACCAACAACGCUCAGUGUAGCAGAGACGACACAGAACGCCGGCUUCACCACCAAGGAAAAGCACAAGAUCGCUGUGAGCGACCCUGAGCUUGUACCCAAGGCUGUUGUAUACGAUGGUGAACUUGCCAUAUACACACCUUUGAACCUAUGGACAAGCACAGGAAUCCGAUCAUUGGACCACGCAGUUGAGCUGAUGUACCACCCUCUCGCUGCUGAGAUUCCCACGAAACGCAUGUCUCUGGAGGCUAUCAAAGAUCUGUUCACGUACUUGCCGCAGUCGAAAGCCGACCCCGACAACGCGGAAGUGCGAACAAAGCUCUUCGUUGCGUGUUAUUCCUCACUUUUCCCUUUUCUAUACACCGGUGGAGUCGGUCUCAGCCACAGCAUAGGUCAUGCGAUAGGUGCUACCUAUAGCAUUCCGCAUGGUAUCACCAGCUGUCUCAGUCUAGCGCCGACAGUACACUUCAAGGCUAGCAACCCAGAGGAGGCAAAGCAGAUCGCGAGGAUCAUUCCUUACAUUGGGAAGCAAAGUACAGGCAGCGAUGAGAAGGACUCGCAUCUCGUUGCCGACGCUAUCGCCGAACUUGUUGAAGAGCUAGGGCACAAGACCACUUUGACAGCUUACAAUGUGCCGACCGGCGAUGCAGAAGAGGAAGCCAUCGCGUCACGUGCGCUACACAGUAAAGACCACAAGGAUUUUGCGAACUCGAAUCGUCCACGACUUCAAAGUACUCUUACCAAUUUUUUCAAAAUCACGACUCUCACGAUGCAACGUUCUCUUCUAUUUUCCGCACGCCGCCACGGCCCAGCGACGGGCUUGCGGUUCUUCUCUGCGAGCGCGUCUCGGCCAGCCAUCAACAAGAUCGUCUCCUCCGCACAAGAAGCCAUCAAGGACAUGAAGUCCGAUACGACAGUCUUAGUUGGUGGAUUUGGCUUUUCAGGAGUACCAAACACUCUCAUCAAUGCUCUACGCGACCGAAGUGACCUCAAAAACUUCACCGUUGUCAGCAAUAACGCCGGUAUGCCGGGUGUUGGGCUGGGACAACUCUUGGAGACAAAGCAGAUUGGCACGAUGAUUGCGAGUUACAUCGGAGAUAACAAGGUGUUUGAGCAGAUGUACUUGAAGGGUCAGCUGAGUCUGCAAUUGACUCCUCAAGGCACGAUUGCUGAGAAGUGCGCUGCUGGUGCUGCUGGUGUGCCAGCUUUCUACACACCAGCAGCAUACGGAACAAUUGUACAAACUGGUGAACUUCCUGUGCGCUACAACACCGACGGUACCAUCGCGAAAAUGGCUCCUCCAAAAGAAACACGCGAAUUCAACGGCAAAUCCUACGUGAUGGAAGAAGCCAUCUUUGGUGAUUACGCCUUCGUCAAAGUCGCAAAAGCCGAUCGGCUCGGUAACUGCCAGUUCCGAAAAGCACAGAACAACUUCAAUGAAGCAAUGGGCAAGAAUGCGAAGAUGACGAUUGUCGAAGCAGAUGAGAUUGUUGAGGACGGCGAGAUUGCACCAGAAGAUAUUCAUCUCCAGGGAAUAUACGUGAAGAGAGUGAUCAAGAGCACAGUUGGCAAGGAGAUCGAGAGGAAGGUGUUCUGGAAGAGUCCAGAGGAGCAGAAGAAGGCGCUCUUGGAAGGUGGUUCAACCGAAGCAUCACAGAAGCGCGAGCGCAUCAUCAAGCGCGCAGCUCAAGAAUUGAAGGAUGGCAUGUAUGUCAACCUUGGUAUCGGCAUGCCUCUAGCAGCGCCUGCAUUCUUGCCCGAGGGCACCGAGAUCGUGCUCGAGUCAGAGAAUGGAAUCUUGGGUAUGGGCCGGUAUCCCAAGCCGGGUGAAGAGGACCCUGACCUCAUCAAUGCCGGAAAGGAGACUGUUACCCUGAUCAAGGGCGCAUCAACGUUCGGCAGCCACGAGUCUUUUGGUAUGAUCCGAUCAGGACGCAUAGAUGUCGCCAUGUUGGGUGCUAUGCAAGUAAACCAAUACGGAGAUCUCGCAAACUUCAUGCUUCCCGGAAAGGUCAAAGGCAUCGGCGGGGCCAUGGACUUGGUCGCAAACCCUACACAAACCAAAGUCGUCAUCACCAUGGAACAUGUCGACAAGAAGGGCAACCCCAAGAUUCUAAAUCAAUGCACAUUCCCCCUCACCGGACAGAAGUGCGUCAGCACCAUCAUCACAGACCUGGCCGUAUUCGACUGCGAUCGCGUUGAAGGACUAACCCUGAAGGAGCAUGCAAAGGGUGUUACUGUCGAUGAGAUCAGAAGCAAGACGGAAGCGCCGUUCAAGGUUAGCGAGGACUUGAAGGAGAUGAGCGUAUAG
Alternaria alternata is the source of this 2724-nucleotide messenger RNA. RefSeq lists its product as hypothetical. Gene Ontology annotation, molecular function: oxidoreductase activity; metal ion binding; succinyl-CoA:3-oxo-acid CoA-transferase activity. Bases 1 to 2724 code for a protein of 907 amino acids. Lineage: Eukaryota; Fungi; Ascomycota; Dothideomycetes; Pleosporales; Pleosporaceae. The record is from RefSeq and is a predicted model, not a curated record. The transcript is spliced from 11 exons.